AUGCCUGCCGUGGCCGCAAAGCUGUCGAAGAACCAGCAAAGGAGAGCGAAGAAGAAGGCGAAAAAAGCCGAGGAGCAAUCAAAAAGUAACACCGAGACACCUACAACCCAAACCGAAGAGACUGCAACCGUCACAAAUCCUGUCAAAACCGAGACUAAGCCAGAGGAUUGGAAACAAAAUGACGAACUUGACUAUGCUUCUACCAUGUUUGCGCCGGCUGAAGCAGACAAUGAACUGUUUCAGCUAUACCAGGACGUGAUGGGGAAGUUCGACCAGAGUGAAGCGGAGGAUUCGACUGUUAAAAAAUCAGAUAAACCAGAGAUAUAUUUCGAUGAAGAUGACAUUCCAGAUGAAGAGGAAGAGGAUAAUGCGGAGACCAAAAUAUCGAAGAAAAAGCGCAAGCAGAUGAAUAAACUCUCUGUUGCGGAGUUGAAGGCCAUGGUUCGAAAACCCGAGGCUGUGGAGUGGACAGACGCAGAUGCCUCAGAUCCAAAGCUUUUAGUCCAUAUUAAAACUUAUCGCAAUGUCGUGCCUGUCCCGGGUCAUUGGUCGUUAAAACGUGAAUACUUGUCUUCAAAGAGGGGAAUCGAGAAGGCCGCGUUUCAACUCCCCAAAUUCAUCCAGGAGACUGGUAUCGCGGAGAUGAGAGAUGCUGUUUUAGAAAAACAAGAUCAGCAGACUCUCAAACAAAAACAGCGUGAGAGGGUACAGCCUAAGAUGGGGAAACUUGACAUCGAUUAUCAGAAACUUUACGAAGCAUUUUUCCGGUUCCAGACAAAACCAGAGUUGACAAGAUAUGGCGAGGUUUACUACGAAGGAAAAGAAUUUGAGACGAACUUGAAGCACCUACGGCCCGGAGAACUUAGUGACGAGUUGAAGGAGGCAUUAAACAUUCCCCCAGGAGCUCCACCACCUUGGUUAAUUAACCAACAACGAUUUGGCCCUCCACCAUCAUACCCUGCCAUCAAAAUACCUGGUCUCAAUGCCCCGCCACCUCCAGGCGCAAUGUGGGGUUACCAUCCUGGUGGAUAUGGAAAACCCCCGGUCGAUGAACACAACAGACCAUUGUAUGGUGGUGACAUAUUUGGUGUAUUGCAGACUCAGCAAAACGUACAACAAGGGGAACCUGUCGAGAAGGAUUUAUGGGGAGAACUGCAGCCGCCAGAAGAUGAGGAAGAAGAAGAAGACAGCGAAGAGGACGAGGAUGAGGAAGAGGAAGAUGAGGACGUUGGUGCAGGGCUACAAACGCCAAGUGGUCUGGAGACACCAAGUGGCAUGAUUUCAUCAAUACCUUCCGAGUACGGAGGUACACAGAGCAUUGCUGGCGAAUUUGAUGUUCGGAAGCAUCAUAGGGGCACAGAAACCGAAGAGUCGACACAACCUCGAUCGGCUUAUCAAAUCAUUCCUGAGCGUGAAACCCAAGUUAAGGGAUUUUUUGGUGGUGACAGGGUCUAUGAUCUUAAAGGAACCACAGCCAAUCUCCCAGUUCUUGGAGAAGAGGAUGAGAACCGAAAGAGAAAGAGACCUGGUGAUGUUGAUGUGGCCGUGGACCCUGAAGUUUUGGAAGGCCAUGGGCUGGACAAGGAGAGCCUAAAGAAUCUUUACAAUUCUCAGAAAAAGCAGGAGGAGAAUCCGAACUGGUUCCAGGAAGAUCUCAGUGAUAUGAUUGCCAACGAAAGUCGGAAACGAUUAAAGAAAGACGAAGAGAGGCGAGCCAAGCGGUAA
This is a messenger RNA of Trichophyton rubrum CBS 118892, 1725 nucleotides long. RefSeq lists its product as uncharacterized. The coding region runs from base 1 to 1725 and encodes 574 amino acids. Gene Ontology annotation, biological process: mRNA splicing, via spliceosome. Gene Ontology annotation, cellular component: catalytic step 2 spliceosome; nucleus; U2 snRNP. Lineage: Eukaryota; Fungi; Ascomycota; Eurotiomycetes; Onygenales; Arthrodermataceae. The transcript is spliced from 2 exons. The record is from RefSeq and is a predicted model, not a curated record.